AUGCCAAUGACGACGAUGCCGGCCCGGCCCGCCUCAGCCAGACGCUCGGUCUGCAUCCGACGACUUCACUUCAAGUACAUUAGCCCCGGCUCGCUACACGAGGACAUGUUGCUCGACUUCAUCGACCCGUCGUUUCGCUACCACAACGACUCGGACGCCUCCAAGUUCUGCCCUGUCGCCGAAGGUGUGACGUUCUUGGCGCGUUUAGACAGUGCGGGCGGUGGAGAAAGUGAAAAUAGCGACGCCGAAGCCGUUCAGCGGUUGGUGCGGCCGCACGAAACCGGGUUGGUGGAUCUGUACUUUCGCAUCGUGCACCCCAGCCACCCGAUCCUGCACAAGGGCGUGUUCCUGGAGAGGUACCGGCGCAUGGACCGAGUGAUCUUCCUGCCGGUGCCGUUGCUGGCGGCCGUGUACCUGCUGGCAAUGGACUGGUGGGACUACGACCAGGCACCCCUGGCUAGAUAUAGAACGUUCUUGAACAGUAGGUGA
Molecule: messenger RNA, 489 nt
Organism: Sporothrix brasiliensis 5110
Lineage: Eukaryota; Fungi; Ascomycota; Sordariomycetes; Ophiostomatales; Ophiostomataceae
Exons: 2
Coding region: 1-489 (162 amino acids)
Cellular component (GO): nucleus
Source: RefSeq, a predicted model, not a curated record